AUGCAUUUCCCAUCAAUCACCGCCGUUGUCCUUGCCACUUUGUGCACUGGCACUCAGGCAUGGCAAAUUACUGCCUACAACAAUGUCGACAACUGCAAAGCCAAUCGCGACAGCACAUACCGCAUCUACUCAGGUGCUACCAAUAACGACGGCUGUAUGACCAUUGACGGGAACAUGCCUGGCACCAGCUGCCGUCAGUAUUUCAACGGUGGUUCCAGCAAUGGCGAUUGUUCGAACACUUUGACUGCUCGUUCCAUCCUCCAGGAAGCUGGAAGAUGUGUUGUCUAUGACCAAGCCAACUGCAAGGGUAGAUACCAAGACAGCGGUAAUCUUAACGGCAGGUCAUGCGCUUCCCUGGAGCGCUACAAUUGGGGUCCCAUCCGCUCCUUCUGGUGCACUGGCUCCUGUAUUUUCCUUGGGUGA
Fusarium venenatum is the source of this 423-nucleotide messenger RNA. RefSeq lists its product as uncharacterized. The record is from RefSeq and is a predicted model, not a curated record. Lineage: Eukaryota; Fungi; Ascomycota; Sordariomycetes; Hypocreales; Nectriaceae.